Messenger RNA from Nezara viridula (southern green stink bug), 724 nucleotides. Lineage: Eukaryota; Metazoa; Arthropoda; Insecta; Hemiptera; Pentatomidae. The record is from the annotation of a GenBank genome assembly.
UUUCUUUGAUGUAAUGUGAUGUAUUCAAAAACUCACAAGAGCACUGUUCGUCUUUUAUACAAGACUAUAUUAAGAUUACAUCGUGGAUUACCUGAAGAACUAAGAUUAUUAGGAACACUUUAUGUUAGAGAUGAAUUUCGGCGUCACAAAAACUGUGAUGAACAAACGGCUGCUGUUUUUAUUACUCAAUGGGCUGAAUAUGCAUCUCUCUUGACAAAACAAAUCAGUGUAAAAGGCCUAGUACAUUCGUCAAAACUUGGAAGACCAAUAGACGAGUCUAUAUUAAAUAUGAUGAGAGAAGAGCAAAUAGCUCAGCUUUAUGAGUUAAUGAAAGCUGCUACAUUUAAAGAAUAAGGACAAUUGUUUUAAUUCAUAGAAAGGUUGAUUUAUCUAUAAGGGCCUGCUGAGCUUCAAUGUGGUUUGGAGACACAGCAUCUUCGAGAACACUAUGGUACUGGCUUAGUUUGAGGCGGCAAAGUGACAUCACAGUGUAUGCAUUCAAUAAUUCAUUCAUAAGAGUGUCCUAACAAAGCCAACAAUUUUUAUUAUAAACUGCAAUAACAUAUAUACAAAAUAAAAUAUGAUUUAAAAUAGCUCACGUUAGUUUUGAAGCCAUCAACAAUUUCACUGUUACUGAAAUGGGUUGAUUGAACGCGUUCUGGUACAGUGAAUCCAAGGGUUUCCUCACUUACGGCUUUCUGAUUCCUAUAGAAAAGAAUUUCUC